AUGACAAAGAACCAAGAUAAACAAUCCGAAAAACUAUACAGGAUGCAACACCAGACCUCUGUAACGGGGGUCUAUGGACGUGGGGACUAUGACGCCAAGGAAUACAACCGAGGCGAAGACCCGAAAUACAAUAUUUCCAUUCCAACCUCCCUCCUCUUCAACCACUACGCCUCCGUACAAGUCCCAGUCCCCGUACAAGUCUCAGUCCCCGUACAAGUCUCAGUCCCCGACCCCGCCCCUGCACCCGUCCAAGUUCCCCCCUCCGGGAACAAAAACAGGACACCAGCUAAAGCCAGCCCAGUUAGUUCUUUCAACCCAGCCAACCCACCAGCCCAGAAAUCCUACGCUGCCACCGCUGGAAACGCCUCGAACCCGGAAUUCACAACAGUCACCAAGAAGAGGAACACCAAACCCAAAGCAUACCACCUGUUCAAACCUGAAAUCACUAAACUCAACCGGGAAAUCGUAAUCAAAGCAAAGAAGGAACUGACAGUCACUCCAUCAGACAUUAGAGUCAAGAUCAAUACAAAAAUCCAGGACCCUGACUGCCAAUUAAUUGCCGUCCGGAAAACCACCAAAAACAAUAUCAUACUGGAAUCAAAGUUUGCAACUCCAGCCACGAAGGUUCUGGAAUAA
Morchella importuna is the source of this 636-nucleotide messenger RNA. RefSeq lists its product as uncharacterized. The coding region runs from base 1 to 636 and encodes 211 amino acids. The record is from RefSeq and is a predicted model, not a curated record. Lineage: Eukaryota; Fungi; Ascomycota; Pezizomycetes; Pezizales; Morchellaceae. The transcript is spliced from 2 exons.